Oppiella nova is the source of this 1050-nucleotide messenger RNA. The record is from the annotation of a GenBank genome assembly. NCBI's taxonomy places the organism in Eukaryota, Metazoa, Arthropoda, Arachnida, Sarcoptiformes, Oppiidae.
GGUAUUCAUAACGACUUGUCUCUAAUCAAGGAGUCGUUUAAUAUGAGCGCAAACUUUAGGCCACAGAAUGUGUUGGAUUUGUCCAAAUUCAUGGAAUAUAUAUUGAGUGAAUUCACGGAUCUUAUCGCCGACACAGUCAUAGCUGAGGCCCGAAGAAAAGACUUGAAAGGGUUGUCCAAAACUGUGUUCAUACUGUUGGGCAAAGCGCUCAACAAAUCGGAACAGUUUUCCGAUUGGAAUCGGCGGCCAUUACGCGAAGAUCAGGUGAAAUACGCGGCUUUGGAUGCCUUCUGUUUGGUUGAAGUGUUCAAUAAAUUGAAGCAAUUGUUUGAAGAAAAGGGCUAUAAUUUCGAGGAAUUUGUGCACAAUUUUAUUGCCGGAAAACUACAUAAAACUAACAAACAAAUCAAGGAUAAGGUCAACGAGGGUCAGCCAGAGAUCACAUACCCGCCCAUUAAUGUCAAGAACUUUCGCUGCGUCUGCGAUACUAUGCUUCAGGGUUUGGGUCGUUAUCUGCGUAUAUGCGGCGCCGACGUCGAGAUACUGGAGUCGACCGACAAUCACGAUAAGGCGGCGCGCAUUGCGAUGGAACAGAGCCGGAUACUCUUGACGUGUGGCGCGCCCUACGAGUACUACAAGAGUCGACUGUCCACUGGUAUGUGUUAUCGCGUGAGUAAUAACGCGUCGGCCUUCGAGCAAAUGGAAAUGGUUUUGAUUCGCUUCAACAUCAAAGUCAGUGAGGAAGACUUGUUCACGCGGUGCCCGAAAUGCAAUUGCAAUCACUUUCAGGUGAUGACUGUGAGCCAAAUGCAGGACACGUACCGAAACCGGAGUCACUAUAAGACCAAUUCGGGAGCGCCCGUCAAGUUCGAGGGCUUUCACGUCAGUACUUUCGAUACGGUUAAGGAGUUCCUGUUGUGCACCAAAUGCGGUCAAAUCUUUUGGGACGGCUGUCACCAAACCCGAUGGAAAGACAAGAUUCAGUCCAUUCUAUUCCCCAAUCAAACGCCCACUAAAGCCCACGACCCGGAAGUGAUUUGUUUGGAUUGA